This is a messenger RNA of Apaloderma vittatum (bar-tailed trogon), 1332 nucleotides long. It is a transcript of the gene CERS3, whose product is annotated as ceramide synthase 3. Lineage: Eukaryota; Metazoa; Chordata; Aves; Trogoniformes; Trogonidae. Gene Ontology annotation, cellular component: membrane. Bases 1 to 1146 code for a protein of 381 amino acids. Gene Ontology annotation, biological process: ceramide biosynthetic process. The record is from RefSeq and is a predicted model, not a curated record. The transcript has 10 exons. Gene Ontology annotation, molecular function: sphingosine N-acyltransferase activity; DNA binding.
AUGGCGCACGUACUAAAGACGCUCAACAGCUGGUUCUGGUGGGAGAACAUCUGGAUGCCUAUCAAUUGCACAUGGGAAAAUUUUGUAGACCGUGAUGGACUUGUCUUUCCAAAGCCACAACAGUUAUAUGCCACGAUCCCGUAUGCCUUUGUAUUGCUGAUUAUCCGAUUCCUCAGUGAAAGAUAUGUUGCUAUACCUCUAGCAAAAGCUUUAGGUAUAAAGAAUGUAAGACGUGUGAAGCCACAGCCUAAUCCUGUUUUAGAGAGUUAUUUCCGGGAGUGCUCCAAACAUCCAUCCCAAUCAGAUAUUCAAGGCCUUGCCAAAAAGUGCAACUGUACUGUCCGUUUGGUGGAAAAAUGGUUUAGGAGACGACGAAACCUUGAGAUCCCAACAGUGCUGCGGAAAUUCCAGGAAGCUUUCUGGCGAUUUUCAUUCUAUCUUACAUCCUCCAUUGCUGGAUUUAUAUUUCUCUAUGAUAAACCUUGGUUUUACGACAUAUGGCAGACGUGGGUUGGCUAUCCAUUUCAGACUCUGCUGCCAUCCCAGUAUUGGUACUACAUGGCUGAGAUUGGGUUUUACUGGUCUCUCUUAUUUACCCUUGGAAUUGACAACAGAAGGAAGGAUUUUCUGGCUCAUGUCGUUCAUCACUUGGCUGCCAUUGGGUUGAUGAGUGGCUCUUGGUGUGGCAAUUACGUGCGCCUUGGAACGCUGGUGAUGUUUGUGCACGAUACUGCAGAUUUCUGGCUUGAGGCAGCCAAGAUGUUUAAUUAUGCUCACUGGGAGAAAACCUGCAAUAUGCUCUUUAUCAUCUUUUCCAUUGUGUUCUUCAUCACAAGAAUCAUCCUGUUCCCCUUCUGGAUUCUUCGUGCCACGUUGUAUCAGCCUACAUACUACUCCACAACUCCUGUCAUAGCAUAUUUUUUAUUCAAUGGGCAGCUAUUGAUCCUUCAAGGCUUGCAUUUGUAUUGGGCUUAUCUAAUUUUCAAGAUUUUGAGAAGGUUCAUUUGCUUAAAGGACUUGAAAGAUGACCGGAGUGAUGAAGAGGAGGAAGAUUCUGUCACAGAUAAUGAAGAAGAGUCCACAAAUAAUGGCAACAAGAACGGCUGUGGGUCAAGCAAACAUCUCCUAAACAGCAGCCACCACUAGUGCCAUCAUGCCUCGCCUCCUGCAGUGAUUUCUGGUUUUCACCCAACCUACAGGGUAGAAUUUAAGUGAAAAGGCUUAGGAGAGACUGUGAUUGAUUUAUUGUUGGCUACUGGACCUGGAAAAAAGCCCAGUUUAGAGGGGAGGGAAAAAUUGCAUAACGUGACAAAACGUGUUAAUGACCCACUU